Knipowitschia caucasica is the source of this 777-nucleotide messenger RNA. The record is from the annotation of a GenBank genome assembly. Lineage: Eukaryota; Metazoa; Chordata; Actinopteri; Gobiiformes; Gobiidae.
AUGAAUCACAGCUGCUAUGUGUCUGAAUGGGUCGUCCUGAGGUCUUUAAGAGGAGACCGGUCCACAGCCUUGUAUUGCAUUCCCUCACUCUUCUACAACUUACAACAGCUGCAGGCUUGUUCUCACAACAACAGCAAAAAAAUGUCUCGUCUGGAGCAGAUCAUCACAACCAUGGUGGAAGUCUUCAUGGAGUACGCUGCUGAAGAAGAAGGAGGCAAGAAGGGGCAGCUGAGCACAAACGAGCUCAAAUUAUUGUUGGAGAAAGAGAUACAGAGUCAAGAUUUUAAGGACAAGAUCAAUGCAGAGGACAUAGAAGAGGCCAUGGGUAAGCUGGACAAGAACCACGAUGGAGAGAUCAACUUCAGAGAGUUUACCACAUGUAUAAGUAUGUUGGCCAAAUGUUACUUCCAUAAGAAAACAGGCAGAGGAGGCAGGAAAGGCAAGGGCAAAGUCCACCGCCUCGCCUAUCCUCACACACUCCUGCACCAAGCAACAGCUACAGUCAUGCAGUCCGGACAAGAAGAGUUGGGGGAAGUCCUCAUGUCUGCCCUCCUCAUCAAUAAGACCUUUUUGGAUAACGCAACUAAUGGCGCUAUCUCCAAAGAUAAAGCCAUGAAACUUCUCCGUAAAGAGAUGGGAAACCAAGCAAAGAACGACGAAGUGGAAAAGUUGUUCAACACUCUGGACACUGACAAGAGUGGUGCACUCGACUUUGAAGAGUUUAUGAGGCUUGUCGGCUUAACCGCUCGGAUGUUUCAUGAAAUGAUGAAAGCUUAA